Messenger RNA from Prunus mume (Japanese apricot), 944 nucleotides. Its product is annotated as MFP1 attachment factor 1-like. Lineage: Eukaryota; Viridiplantae; Streptophyta; Magnoliopsida; Rosales; Rosaceae. The record is from RefSeq and is a predicted model, not a curated record. Gene Ontology annotation, biological process: lateral root development; mitotic cell cycle.
UCUAAGGUAACCCAUCCUUUUAACUUUAAUUUUUACCUAUAAAUAGCCCACUCUCACCAUGGAUUCUUCUCUCACAUUUGAAUUCCACCAUCAAAUUUAUAUAAUUUCUCUUUUUUAAAGUAGGAAGUGCUUCUUUCCACCUCCCCCACAGUCCUCAUCAACAAAAGUGUCGGACUUAGAGAGCAUAGUCGCACCAAACCAGAGCUCAGCCAUGGAUGCCGAACCCCAAAACCAACAGCCAGAAGACACACCAGCUCAUAAGCCACAGAAGCCCAGCCACGCCACCUCCUUCAGCAUAUGGCCGCCGACCCAGCGCACCCGCGACGCCGUGGUGAACCGCCUCAUCGAGACUCUCUCCACGCCGUCCCCUCUCUCCAAGCGCUACGGCACCUUGUCCGCUGAAGAGGCCUCCGCGGCCGCCCGCCUCAUCGAGGAUGAAGCCUUCGCCCCCGCCGGUGGGUCCGCCGCGGCCGAGGAGGAUGGGAUUCAGAUCCUGCAGGUCUACUCCAAGGAGAUCAGCAAGCGUAUGCUCGAUACCGUCAAGUCCAGGACAGCCUCUGCUUCCGCUGCUCAAAACGGUGCGUCGGAGUCCGGGAACGCGAGCUCUGUUGAGGACCCCACCGCUGCUGCCCCCAGUGAGGAUGCCAAGACCGAACCCUAGUGAUCUCCUUGUGUGUUUUAGGGCAUUUUAGCUUCAAAUUUAGGGCUUCCAUUUCGAGAUCUAUUUCGUAUUAGUUAUGGAUUUCUUGUGAUGCCCAUAUACUAUUAUGACUUGCUAAAUAUUUAUAUGCUUAGGUAUUAUCGCAAUACGCUUCUGUUUUCUGUGGUUUAUAUCAUGUGGGUUUCUGUUGAGUAUUGAUCUACUGGUUUUUUAUCUGCUUUGUUCGGGGAUGUUUGUGCUGAAAAUGUUUAUAAUGAAGUGGAUGCAUUUUGAAUUUGGAAAA